Parnassius mnemosyne (clouded apollo) is the source of this 2004-nucleotide messenger RNA. The record is from the annotation of a GenBank genome assembly. NCBI's taxonomy places the organism in Eukaryota, Metazoa, Arthropoda, Insecta, Lepidoptera, Papilionidae.
AUGGUGAGGAGGACGAUGGUGCUGAGUACCGAGUGGGCGCAGGUGGAAGUCGUCGAACUCACGAACGACGGCAAUGGACUCGGGUUUAACUUGGUUGGCGGGCGGAGCACAGGGGUAGUGAUCAAAUACGUGCUGCCGGGAGGCAUAGCGGAUAAAGACGGGCGCUUGCAGAGCGGCGACCACGUACUUCAAGUUGGAUCAGUAAAUUUACGCGGUUUCACAUCAGAACAAGUUGCCGCCGUAUUGCGUCAGGCAGGCCCGUCCGUCCGUCUCUUGGUAGCACGGCCGGCCGACCCAGCUGCAGCGCUUCGAGCUCCUAUUCCAGGCACUGCGCUCGUGCCCACUAAACUUCUCGCGGACCCUGAACUCCUUGACCGGCACCUCAUCGAAAGUGGUUAUGGAGCAGUUUACGACCUAUCCCAAAGCUACACAGAUUAUAUCAACGGGCAAAAUGGCAAUGUAGGAUCAUUAAUAGAGGUAGCUGCAGCUAUUAGUAUAAUUGGUGACAAUCCUCAACAAAUACCAGAUCAUGCAGUGAUAGCUCCAUCUGUGUCCCCUACCAUAACAAUUACUGUGCCAGUGGAGUUACCACCUUUGCCUGAAGUCGAGAUUAUUCAUGUAGACUUGAAUAAAAAUGUCUAUGGCUUAGGUAUUACUGUGGCUGGUUAUGUCUGUGAAAAAGAGGAAUUAUCAGGUAUAUUCGUUAAAAGUAUAAUUGAAGGUAGCAGUGCUGAGCAGAGUGGAAAGAUUAAGUUAAAUGAUAGAAUCAUUGAAGUUGAUGGAGUGUCACUGGCAGAUAAAAGUAAUCCUCAAGCUGUUGAAAUACUAAGAAACACAGGAAUAUCAGUUCAUUUAGUUUUAGAGAGAUAUUUAAGAGGUCCAAAGUUUGAACAUUUACAACUGGCUAUAUUCAAUGAUGAAAGGCCAAAUUCUCCUUCGCCGUCAACCACAACUCUCUCUUGGUUCCCUGUACCAUCGCAAGCUGAAAACAGUACAACAAUAAUUGAACCAGAUCCUGAAUCGAACACAACAAUAGAUUCCAGUGUGCUAGAAGUAGGAGAUACUGAAGUCAAUGAACCAACACAAGAGGAACUAGAUAAAAGAUUUGAUGCAAUCUUAGCUAUAGAUGAGGAGGAAGUAAAACAGAAAUGGCAAGAGGAAAUUGGACCUGAUAAGCAAAUAAUAAUAGCUGAAAUACAUAAACUAUCAGGUUUGGGUAUCAGCCUUGAAGGAACUGUGGAUGUUGAAGGUGGUCAAGAAGUGAGACCACAUCAUUACAUUAGAUCUGUUCUUCCAGAAGGUCCAGUUGGACAACAAGGCACAUUGAAUGCUGGUGAUGAACUGCUAGAAGCAAAUGAAUAUAGACUCCAUGGCUUAACUCAUACUGAGGUGGUUAAUAUAUUGAAGCAGCUACCAAACAGAGUCAGAUUAGUCUGUGCGAGAAGCAACACUGAUAGUGGACCUAGACCAGUAAUCAAUCUAGCACAGGAUAGAGAAGGAUUUGAAGCUAGGAAAAUAAUUUCAGGUAGCCUCAAUAACUUAACUACACUAGUAAAAGCCCAGUCUGAUACGUCAAUCAACACAUCAAGCACAGCAACCCUUACAAACCAUUCUGAAAUAUCCAAAAAGUCCCGUUCACUCGAGUGUGUGUCAGGCUUAGCUAUGUGGCAGAGCAAAGAAGAUAUAGUUGAGUUGUUAAAAGGGGACCAAGGACUUGGAUUUUCUAUACUAGAUUAUCAAGACCCUAUUGACCCUCAGGGUACUGUAAUUGUUGUGAGAAGUUUGGUGCCGGGUGGUGUUGCCGAGAAGAAUGGAGAAAUAUCCCCAGGUGAUCGUGUUAUGUCAGUAAAUGGGGCGAGUAUAAAAAAUGCAACAUUAGAUCAAGCCGUGCAAGCUUUGAAAGGUGCUCCGAGAGGGAUUGUCAGGGUUGGUAUAGCGAGACCAUUGCCUCCAAAUGACGCCUCAAAAUCAAAAAGCACAACUACUCUCAACAAAUCAAGUUAA